Messenger RNA from Carassius auratus (goldfish), 3328 nucleotides. Its product is annotated as coatomer subunit beta-like. The transcript is spliced from 22 exons. Gene Ontology annotation, cellular component: COPI vesicle coat; cytoplasm. Gene Ontology annotation, biological process: intra-Golgi vesicle-mediated transport; intracellular protein transport; endoplasmic reticulum to Golgi vesicle-mediated transport. Gene Ontology annotation, molecular function: structural molecule activity. The record is from RefSeq and is a predicted model, not a curated record. The coding region runs from base 181 to 3042 and encodes 953 amino acids. NCBI's taxonomy places the organism in Eukaryota, Metazoa, Chordata, Actinopteri, Cypriniformes, Cyprinidae.
ACCGUCUGGCUCGCUGUAGUAUUGAUGUGGCCAAGUCAGUCAGGUUCCACGUCACUCGAAAGAAUCUCUCCAGACGCGGAUGUGCAUACAGAAGAAGAGAGAGUCCUAAGACCUGUUUAAAAGGUAAACUCGUAGGCAAUCUCUGACUGGAGUCUCGUGAAGAGAAAAAGAGCUGACAUCAUGACAGCUGCGGAGAAUGUGUGUUACACUCUCAUGAAUGUCACCAAUGACUCUGAACCACCAUCAGAAGUCAGCUUGAAAGCUGAUUUAGAAAAGGGGGAAAUCAAAGCCAAGACAGAGGCUUUGAAAAAGGUCAUCAUCAUGAUCCUGAAUGGAGAGAAACUUCCGGGCCUGUUAAUGACCAUUAUUCGGUUUGUGCUGCCUCUUCAGGACCACACAAUUAAAAAACUAUUACUAGUUUUUUGGGAGAUUGUUCCCAAAACUACUCCUGAUGGCAAACUUCUUCAGGAGAUGAUUUUGGUCUGUGAUGCCUACAGGAAGGAUCUCCAGCAUCCCAACGAGUUCAUCCGUGGCUCCACCCUGCGCUUCCUGUGCAAGCUGAAGGAAUCUGAGCUGCUGGAGCCCCUCAUGCCAGCAAUCCGUGCCUGUCUGGAGCAUCGUCAUAGCUAUGUACGCCGCAAUGCAGUCCUGGCCAUCUACACUAUCUACAGGAACUUUGAGCACCUGAUCCCAGAUGCUCCUGAGUUGAUUCAUGAUUUUCUUGUAAAUGAGAAAGACGCAAGCUGCAAGAGAAAUGCUUUUAUGAUGCUGAUCCAUGCAGAUCAGGAUCGAGCUUUGGACUACCUUAGCACCUGUAUUGAUCAGGUGCAUACUUUUGGAGACAUUCUACAGCUCGUCAUCGUGGAGCUGAUUUAUAAGGUCUGUCAUGCCAACCCUUCGGAGAGAGCUCGUUUCAUCCGUUGUAUCUACAACCUGCUGCAGUCGUCCAGUCCUGCUGUAAAAUAUGAAGCUGCUGGAACUCUGGUUACUCUGUCCAGCGCCCCCACCGCCAUCAAGGCUGCUGCUCAGUGCUACAUUGAUCUGAUCAUUAAAGAGAGUGACAACAACGUCAAGCUCAUUGUUCUGGACAGACUGAUCGAGCUGAAGGAGCACCCCACACAUGAGCGUGUGCUGCAGGACCUUGUGAUGGAUAUUCUGAGGGUUUUGACCACUCCUGAUCUUGAGGUCCGCAAGAAGACCCUACAGCUGGCCUUGGACCUGGUGUCAUCCCGCAAUGUGGAGGAGCUGGUAAUAGUGUUAAAGAAAGAAGUCAUCAAAACCAACAAUGUGACUGAGCACGAGGACACAGACAAGUACAGGCAGCUGCUUGUUCGCACCCUCCACUCCUGUAGCGUGCGCUUCCCUGACAUGGCGGCCAAUGUCAUCCCCGUGCUGAUGGAGUUCCUGAGCGACACUAACGAAGCGGCCGCGGCCGAUGUGCUGGAGUUUGUGCGUGAGGCAAUUCAGAGGUUUGACAACCUUAGACCUCUCAUCAUUGAGAAGAUGCUAGAGGUGUUUCACGCAAUCAAGACGGUCAAGAUUUACAGAGGAGCUCUGUGGAUUUUGGGUGAAUAUUGUAGCACUAAAGAGGACAUCCAGAGUGUCAUGACAGAAGUCCGCAGAUCUUUAGGAGAGAUCCCAAUUGUGGAAAACGAGUUGAAAAAGGAGUCUGGAGACGUGAAACCUGAGGAGGAGGUGUCUGCAGCUCCAGCUCCUAAGCUGGUGACAGAAAUGGGCACUUACGUCACACAAAGUGCCCUGAGCUCCUCCAGACCAUCCAAAAAAGAGGAGGACAGGCCUCCUCUGAGGGGUUUCCUGAUGGAUGGAGACUUUUACGUUGCUGCCUCAUUGGCCACAACCCUCACCAAAGUGGCCUUGCGCUAUGUUGCCCUUGCUGAGGACAAAAAAAGGCAAAAUUCGUUCGUGGCGGAGGCUAUGCUGAUCAUGGCCACUGUGCUCCAUCUGGGCAAGUCGUCUCUCCCCAAGAAGCCCAUCACCGAUGAUGAUGUGGACCGGAUCUCACUGUGCCUCAAGGUCCUGUCCGAGUGUUCGCCCCUCAUGAAUGACAUCUUUAACAAGGAAUGCCGCAGAUCUCUGUCCCAUAUGCUCGCUGUCAGACUGGAGGAGGAGAAACUGUCUCAGAAGAAAGAGUCUGAGAAGCGCAAUGUAACGGUUCAGGCGGAUGAUCCGAUCUCCUUCAUGCAGCUGACCGCUAAGAAUGAGAUGACGUCCAAAGAGGAUCAGUUUCAGCUCAGUCUGCUGGCUGCUAUGGGCAAUACUCAGAGGAAAGAAGCAGCAGACCCUCUGGCCUCCAAACUCAAUAAGGUCACCCAAUUGACUGGUUUCUCAGAUCCAGUGUACGCAGAAGCUUAUGUCCAUGUCAAUCAGUAUGACAUCGUCCUGGAUGUCCUGGUCGUUAAUCAGACUAGCGACACCCUUCAGAACUGCACCCUGGAGCUGGCAACACUAGGUGACCUUAAAUUGGUUGAGAAGCCAUCUCCUCUUACAUUGGCUCCUCACGACUUUGCCAACAUCAAAGCCAACGUGAAGGUGGCCUCCACAGAGAAUGGCAUCAUAUUCGGAAACAUAGUAUACGAUGUAUCAGGGGCAGCCAGUGACAGGAACUGCGUAGUCCUCAGCGACAUUCACAUUGAUAUCAUGGACUACAUUCAGCCGGCUUCCUGCACAGAUGCUGAGUUCAGACAGAUGUGGGCUGAAUUUGAGUGGGAAAAUAAGGUGACCGUCAACACCAACAUCACAGAUCUGUCCGAAUAUCUCCAACACAUUCUUAACUCUACCAACAUGAAGUGCUUGACCCCAGAGAAGGCGCUGUCCGGCAUCUGUGGCUUUAUGGCAGCAAAUCUCUAUGCCCGCUCUAUAUUUGGGGAGGAUGCCCUUGCAAACGUCAGCAUCGAAAAGCCAAUUCACAUGGGUCCGGAUGCCCCAGUCAAUGGCCAUAUUCGCAUCCGAGCAAAAAGCCAGGGUAUGGCUUUGAGUCUGGGUGACAAAAUCAACCUCUCUCAGAAGAAGUCAUUCUCAUAAAUUUCAGAAACUGAGGCCAUUGAAGUAAAGGGCGAGAUUCAACUCAAAAGCGCUAUGGUUAUUCCUAUGUCUUGUCUUUUUUUUCCCUCUAUCGCUUGUCUCUCCAGACUGCCGUAGACACACAAUGCUCUGUGACCAAGAUCUGCUCUCUUCAAUCCCUCAAACUAUGUCUGAAGGGGAUCAUUGGGACAUUUUCUACCAACAUGAUUCUUCUUAACUGCUCUAAAAGGGAUUGACCCUGUUAAUCAGUAAUCUGUUUCAAUAAACAUUGCACACCAUAUACCAA